AUGAGUGGAGACGCGGGAGACGGCAUGGAGGAAAAGGCAGAAGUGGAAGUGACAUCGCAGAGUAACAAAAAGGAGCUCAACAAAAAGGGGCUCAACAAAAAGGGGCUCAACAAAAAGGAGCACAAAGAGAAAUCCCCCCAAAAUGGGAAAGCGAAAGCGAAGGACGCGGGGCGGGAAAAGAAGCUCCGAAAGAAGAUGGUGCCGCAGGAGGAUAGCGACUCGGUAGGUGACGGCAGCGAUGGAAGCGAUGGAAGCGGUAGGAGCGAUGGCACCGAUGGAGGGAGCUCCGGGGAGGGAGACAGCUCCCGUGACAGCGAUGGAGAAAGCCCCCGUGACAGCGACUUGGAGAGCCUGCAAAACUUCUGCAGAAAGAACAAGUUGAGCGAACCCAGCUCGGAAGAGCACGAAUCGGUGGACGUGGCCGAUAAGGACGACCACGAAAACGAAGGCAAGCCGGUCGAUGUAGCGUACGUAGAGGCGUACCUCAAUUCUGUGAGCAAAAAGACGAGGUUGAGCAAGGUGGUGAAGCUGCUCUCCAUGUUUCGGGACGCCCUGAGCAUGUUCGUGGAUGACGAGGUGGAGGAUGGCAUGCAGGGGAAGGGAAAACUGACGAACGAAGCAGAUCAGGGGGAGAAGCAGAAAAAGGGCUCAAAAGGGGGUAAGAAGCGAGGAACCAAGCAGGAGGGAAAACGAAGAAGAAAAAAGUACGCGAUGAACGUCGAUACGUCCAUUUUCACCCUCUUCAACGUGCUGUACAACGUGGAUACCCUAUUCUACAACGUCACAAACGAGGGGGCGCGCGAGCUAAGGGUGUGGAAUUUGGAGAGUAUCAAAAGUAAUGAGAUAUACCAGGAGGACAGCACCCUCCAGAAGGACAGCACCCUCCAGAAGGACAGCAACACAGAACGUGAAAAAAAAGUAGACAAGUUGAAAAACGCGAAAAUUGCGGAAAACGCGCAAAGUAUGCAAAUUUUGCAAAGUAUGUCAAAUUACAAACACCUAGAAAAGUACAAAAUGCUGAUAGUCCAUUUUUUCAUAUAUCUUUUGACUCGAUUGGAUAAACUAAGAAAUAGCGAUGUCUGUGGGGGGAUAAUCAAAAUUUUGAAAAAAAAAAAUAUCCUAAGAUGGAUAGUGAUACUAAACAUAGGGAAAAUAUUUUUAAAAAAAAUCUCUACCAUGUUCAUCCUGUCGAAGAAAAACGACGUUUACUUUUUCCUUUUCCUGUUAAUACAAAAUAUGGUUCAACUGUACAAUGAAAAGAAAAAAAUAAUAUAUAAUAAUAGCGUUACCAAUUCGAAGAACAAAGAAAAUGAGGAAAUAAAAAAGACGUACCAAUUGGAGAAGCUCCUAUUCGAGACGUACCAAAAUCUGAUGCAUAGAUAUCUGAUCCAUUAUGGGAAGAAUUACGAUAAUGUUCUCCUUUUGAAUCACAUGAAUUUUAAAGAGAACUGCCUCAUCGAGUUGUUCACGUUACUCUCCCACGAUGUGGCUUAUACCAUCACCUUUAGGUAUAUUCAAACCGUCAUGCAGAAAAUCAGGGAGGGCUUCAAGGUCACCUACGAGGAUGCCAAGAAAGGGGAUCUUCAAACAGUAGAUGAUCCAAUGAAGGGGAGAAACCGUGAUGCAGGCAAAAAAAAAAACACACAAAAGGUUAACCUCAUCGAUUUCAAAACCUUCCACCUGCAUAGCAGCUAUAUGAUGCUCCUACUGAGAUUUCUAAUCAAAAUUAUCAAACAGUGCCAUAAUUUGGAUAUCCUAACAUACGGCUUGACUGUAUUAAUAAUAGCCAUUUUGAAGACCAAAAUAAAUAACAUGAAAUAUGUGCCUGUGAAUUUACAACUCCUUCACUUCCUCAUUCGAAUUAUGGAAGAUAAGAAAAAAUACAUCCCUCUAUUUUCUUAUUUCACCUGCAUUAUGAAUGGAUUAAAAUCUUAUGAGCAUGUCAGGACCAUUUCGAAAAAUCAACAAAUCAGAUUAGCCAUCGAAGCUUUCGAUAUCAACACGUCUCUCGAAAUUGACGAAAAAUUAAUUUCAGAUUUCUCCAUAGCUUACCAAGUAUAUGAAAAAUUAUAUGUCCUUUUAUGUGACUAUAUUGGACUGAUGGUAAAUCAUAUCUCCUUUCCUGAGUUCUUUUUCGCUAUAGAUUCCUUCCUAAAAAAAUACUUAUCCGAGUGUAAAGUGCAUGCAUUUAAAAUGAAAAUGAAAAAUAUUCUUGUCUUGGCAAAAAAUUCUAUCGACAUUAUUCAGAAAAAGAGAAAAAAUAAAAAUAUUUACACUAUCCAUGAUAUGAUGUUUUUUUUCGGAAUUGAAAAUUUGCCUCUGUCUGGACAUAGACUAGCCGUUCUCGAGAACUAUGAAAAUAGCUGCUUGGUAAAGAUGAAGGCCAGGAUUAGUGGACUUGAGGAUAUUAAACUCGCCCAGGAUGAUGAGAAGGAUGAUGAGAAGGACGAUCGGGAGGAGCUUCCUUCUAAGGGGUCUGCCAAAAAGAGGAAACGCGAAGAUCAGCCUGAAGCCAGCGGGGGCAGAGGCAAGAAGAAGAAGAAGAAGAGCAACAACAACAACAAAAGCAACAACAACGAAAGCAUCGACAACGAAAGAAACGACAAGAAGAAGAAGAAGAACGACAAGCCAACUGAGGAGACGGAAGUUCCCUCCAGAGAGGACCAGGUGGAAGUUUUCUCCAUGUCCAGUGAGGAUGAGUAG
Plasmodium cynomolgi strain B is the source of this 2703-nucleotide messenger RNA. RefSeq lists its product as hypothetical. Gene Ontology annotation, biological process: ribosomal large subunit biogenesis. The transcript has 2 exons. The coding region runs from base 1 to 2703 and encodes 900 amino acids. Gene Ontology annotation, cellular component: nucleolus; Noc1p-Noc2p complex; Noc2p-Noc3p complex. The record is from RefSeq and is a predicted model, not a curated record. NCBI's taxonomy places the organism in Eukaryota, Apicomplexa, Aconoidasida, Haemosporida, Plasmodiidae.